AUGGCCAAGAAGGGUGGCCCACAUGGCAAAAGGAGCAAGGGCGCGACGGGAAGAGGCAAGUCCUCAAGGGUCAAGCAGAAGAACAAGGGCUCUCAGUCGAAGAAAGGAAAGCAGAGGAAUGCUGUGAAGAGCGCAAAAGGAUCCGGUAAGGGCAAAUCCAAGGCUACGAAAGGAGAGCGAGACGUGAAGGCAGAGCAGAGAGGGGUCAAGCGAAAAGCAGUAGACGAGCAGCAAGAAGAGCAGAAGCAGGGCAAGAAGGCGCUGACGCCGAAGAAAAAGCGGAAGCUAGAGGUCACCAAGCUGUACGGUGAGUUGAUCAAUCCGGGGAGGACGAGGAAUGCUGAGGUCAUCGUCAACGACAUUCUUGAGAUUCUUCGAAAACGCACUUCGAACAAGCUGGCUGACUACUGUUCUACAAACGUUGGCGCCCGUGUCAUCGAGGCAUGCCUGAAAUGGGGCAGCAAGCCGCAGAGGCGAGAGCUGCUCUCGCACUUCAAAGAGAGCCUCCCGAAGAUGGCACAAGACCGCUACGGGCAUCAGGUUGUCCUAAAGUUGCUGCUUUACUCCUCCAAGACCUCUACAUCAAGGAAGCCUACCGAAGAGGAGAGAAAGGCCCAGCUGAAGAAUCUGAGGGAGAUCUUAGAUCAAUUCACCGGUAAGAACCUGCAUGCCACCUUCUAUCAUCGCUUCGGCUGUAAGGUCAUCAAUGGCAUUUACUUCUCCACGGCCGUCAGAGCCGCGGACAAACGGAGGAUACUUCACAGCAUAGCCAUUCCACAGGCAGUCGCGUUGCUGCGGCCCGAGCUGCCCAGCAGCAAGCCGUUGCGGCAGUUGCUCCAUGCGGAGGAUCUCACUGAGCAACACAGGAAAGACAUCGCACAGCAUCUCGAAGAAGCCGUCGAGAAGGCUGUCGAGAAGGAGCUUCUCGGCUACGACAUUGUGCACCUGCUCUUUCAGGCGGUGUGCGAGGUCGCCUCCGAUUCGCAGUUGACGCAGCUGGCGGAGCAGUGCAUGGACGGCGCUGCGUACCUACUUUCCUCUAAGCCUGGUGCAGAGGCUUUGUUGAGACUGCUCGGUGUGGCGAAUGCCAAGCAAAGAAAGGCGUUCUGCAAGGAUUUGAAAGGCAAGUUCGCCCCCUUGGCAAUGAAUUCUGUGGAUUAUGUUGUCAUGAUUCGCCUUGCCACAACCGUGGAUGACACGGUGAUGCUCUCGAAGACGAUGAUAGCUGAGUGGAUCAAGGACAUGGCCGACCUUUGCUUUGACAAGUACGCUCACAAAGUCUUGGCCUGGAUCCUUCAGCCGAAUGACAAGCACCUUUUCUCCCCCUACGAGUGCCAGUGCGCCGCCCUACCUUCACCCACGUCGUUGAAGGCCGCCGAGACCCGGCGCCAGGAGCUGCUGCGGCAUCUGAAGCCGGCCAUCUGCAGCGCUUUGCUCAAGGCGCCACUGAAGGCCGCGGGUGACAGGUAUGCGAAGGACCUCCUCGCCGCUUAUCUAGCGGCCGAUUGGGAUCAGAAGCUCGUGGAGGCCCUUCUGGCAUCCGCUCAGAAGGAGGCAGCUGGUGAGGACCUGGGCUCGAUGAACGAUGGCACCGUGGUCAACACCUUUCUUGUCUUGAUGAAGCUGGAUCCGGACAAGGGGAAGAGGCUGGCGCAACCUCUGUGGGAACGAUGUCUGCAGUCCCAGUUGGUCAAGGCUAGCACCAGCCGUUGCUCCUUCUUGCUCCUCGCCAUGCUCAAAAGUGGCGAUGAUCUGAAGCGGUCGAUUCUUACGGCCGUGAGGGCCAAGAAGGAAGCUAUCGAGAAGGCAGUGUCAUCGGCCGAGGCCUCGGGCCUCCAAGUCGCCGGAGCUCGGAAACUCCUAGCUGAGGUUUAG
This is a messenger RNA of Symbiodinium sp. CCMP2456, 1875 nucleotides long. NCBI's taxonomy places the organism in Eukaryota, Dinophyceae, Suessiales, Symbiodiniaceae. The record is from the annotation of a GenBank genome assembly.